UGGCAGUGUCAUGUCAAAUUCUGCUAAUGACCAACGCGUUAUUAUUCAGACCGAUAUCGACUUUUUUUAUGGCCAGGUCGAAGAGCUUGAGAAUCCAGCCCUGAAAAGUCAGCCGUUUGGCGUUCAGCAGAAGCAUAUCAUUGUCACUUGCAAUUAUAUCGCCCGAGCAAAAGGUGUGCGCAAACUACAAUUACUUGGCGACGCCUUGAAAGCUUGUCCUGAGCUUUUCAUUGUCAACGGAGAGGAUUUGGCGAGAUAUAGAGCCGCGUCGAAAGGUAUAUUUCACCUUGUAAGAAGCCUAGUGACAGGUCAAAAAGUAGAACGCCUUGGCCUCGAUGAGCUCUUCAUAGAUGUUACAGAUAUGAUGGAAGCUCAUCUGACCGAGCUUGGAUGGAACGGUGAUCCUGACUCGACAACGGCACUCGAAGAAGUACAGACUUUUCGAAUUCCGUUGAAUGGACAGAGUUUCACAUACAAUCCAUACAACUGGAUAGGCUUUAAGAUCGACAGCGAUGGAGAUCGUAUGAGUCAGUCUUCACAAUCCCAGAAACGUCUUAGCUGGCAGACGAUCAAGCUUCACGCCGCGUCGCACCUUGCGUUCUACAUAAGAAAUCAAAUCAAAGACCGUCUUGGGUUCACAUGCAGCGCUGGAAUCGCGACAUCCAAAAUAUUUGCGAAACUUGCCGCAGACGUACACAAGCCCAAUGAUCAAACCCUGCUAUGUCCUGAUAAAUACGCAGCGUUUCUUGAGCCAUUGCAUAUUAGAAAAAUCAUGGGUAUUGGAUACAAAGCUAGCCGCACGCUUUGUAAGAAUCUAGGAUUGCUGAAAGACGAACAUCAGGCGAACGAAGACGACGCACUGGACGAUGUCGAAGAAGCGGCACAGGAAGGCGAAGCCUGGUAUUUACCAGAACUUACUGUAUCAUAUGUUCAUCAACACUGUACUAUACAACAAUUUUUAAAAUGGUUUGGAGAUCGACAAGGACCUCUGCUGUGGGAUUUAAUUCAUGGCAUCGACAACUCUCAAGUUUUGCCAACUCCCCUAAUUCCAAGUCAAAUAUCCAUCGAAGAUUCCUUCAGGCUUUGUAAAACCAUGGCAGAUGCCACAGCCAGACUGCAUGACCUCUCCAUCGAUUUCAUUCAACGGUUGGAGGUGGAGUUAAGGGUCAAAGACGAAUUUGUAAAGUAUCCCACGACGUUACGCCUUACCACGCGUAACCGAGGAAAAAACGACGACGGCACUUGGCGAGACUCCAAAGGUUUGCGAGACACCCGAAUCAGCAAAAGCAGUCGCAUGCCGGUCGAUGUAUUUGAUAUAUCCCGUUCGAUACCCGAGCGAGCCGACGCUCUCGUUGAGCAGUCGCUUCUACCUAUGCUCAGAAAUUUGGUGAAAGAGCCGUUUGCAUUGACUCUCCUCAACAUAGCUGCUGCCCAUCUUUCAACAAAACGGCCGGCCACGUCCAUCCAAAACUUAUUUGCAAAAGGAAAGAGUAUAGAAGAGACUUCACCAACUACCACGCCUCCACUGCAGCAGCCAUUAAAACGAAAACGUAGCAAUGAAGAAGUGGAUUAUGACGAUGACACAGGAUUCGCCCCUUCUGACUAUGAAUCAAUGGUAUUGUUAGGUGACGGAGACGAGACUUGGGACACAUGCAGUAUUUGCGGAAAAGCCAUGUUCACUUGGGGAAUGCAAGCCCACAGGCUAUACCACGAAAAGGAAACAAGAAAUCAAGAGUAGAAGUAAUGUCAUAUAUAUUUUUUUUAUUUCGUUUUUUAAGUCAGAAGUAAAGCUAAGUAUACUAGU
Umbelopsis ramanniana AG is the source of this 1804-nucleotide messenger RNA. RefSeq lists its product as uncharacterized. The record is from RefSeq and is a predicted model, not a curated record. NCBI's taxonomy places the organism in Eukaryota, Fungi, Mucoromycota, Umbelopsidomycetes, Umbelopsidales, Umbelopsidaceae. Gene Ontology annotation, molecular function: damaged DNA binding; DNA-directed DNA polymerase activity. Bases 11 to 1738 code for a protein of 575 amino acids. Gene Ontology annotation, biological process: translesion synthesis. The transcript has 7 exons.